UUUGGCCUCCUCACGUUGUCUCCCUCGUUUAAUGUGACCAAGCCCAUAUUAUCCAGCUACCGACCUCCUCGCUAGGUACUGUAUCAUGACAUCUCUCUCUGCCUAAGGAAACAAUAGUGAGACUACCUAGACCUCCCACUCUCCCACCCACCCGUCUUUGGUCUUCGUCUCUUCCAAACCUAAAAACCAAGAUCUGAAAACGUGGUCUCGUCGUUACCUGGCAAUAACCUUAAAAUCUUAUUGUUUUGGGCUGAAUCUCGGCUGACCUAUGCCUUGAUUGUGGCUUCAUCUCUUUCACCACAAACUGAUUGCAAACAAAACGCAAACGCCUACACCGUCUUCUGACUUUACUCACUCGACCCUGUUACAAAGAUCAAGAGUCUUUACUCUGUGCUUUUAUCUAUUCGCUGUCCUCCGUUGCCUUUCGUAAUCUGCGGCCACUAUCAGCUCCGCUUCCUCAGAAAGGCCCAGGCUACAACACCACAGCCACCACCAACUUUCAUCUCCAUUAUUACGACUUGCCUUUCUUCUAUAUUCACAGCCACUCCGGUUCGAUCUAUUGAUAAAUCAAUUGUAGAGGUCCUUCUCCACACUUUCUACUACUUCGGCCAGAUCUGAUCGACCUCGGCGUUGCAUCUUGGCUCAAGCUCCGCGUCUCAACUUGCGCCCGCAUCUGCAUCUCAACUUCAGCUCCCAUCUUCCUUUCUUGACUUCGGAACCGCGUCAUUCAACGUCACAAACUUGACUCUCCUAAGCCCCACGUUACCGUCAGCCGCGUUCACUCCUUCCUCCUUGUGAUUUGGUGUUUCCCUAAAUCAAGAGCCAAGCCAAGCUUACCCAUCAACUGGUUAGCCUCUCCGUCUUGGCGGCAGUUGCAUCUUGGCAAUACGCAUACCCUUGGGGAGGAACUACCAAGACACUUGACUGAAGCUCAGCUCCGUGCAAGCUCAAGCUUUCUUUCCUUUCUCAUCAACCAGAAAGCCCUUACAGAAGAAAUUCUUUUGACCUUGGCUUUUCAUCAUCAUACGUCCAUUUUAUCCCAUCAAGCUGCACCAUCGAUAAGCUUGAUUAUCGUUAGACCUUACACACAUUCGUUCCCAGAUAUACACGAUCAUUAUUGAACGUAUCGACCCGGCGCGAACGACAAGCUGAACUCGGUUUGCCACCAGAUCGCGUCUUCUGUGACGCAGUAUCGUAGGCAACAUGGCCACAACCGCAAUGAUUCAACCAAACCCGCCCAAGCGUUCCGACUCCGAUGUCUCCCCCAGAACAGUGAACCCUCCAAGGAACUCAGCCUCAGAAGACGCAAAGGUCGAUUACUUCCCAGAUUCCAACACAGUCGAUGGAUCCAAUACUAGUGUCCGGGCCAGCGACGGUGACGAUUCAUCUGCUCGGAAGUCAAGCAUCUCCUUCGCACCAGAUCCUCGACGUAGCUCAAGCUGUGAAAGCAACCAAAAUUCAGCACCAGGCCAGGACUCGACGAUUCAAAGGAAAUCAUCCACCGGCUCUGUCUCUUUUCGUAGAAUGACAAACCCUCAACUUCCCCAAGGAAAUCCUCAACAGAUGAACAACAGUCGCAUCCGUGCGAGCUCACCUAACCACUCAAGGUAUGUAGCAACUUUCUUCAUCUUUUCCCCCUCCCGUUGCACAAAUUUUUGCUGUGAUCGAAUACCAAUAUCCUCAACCCGAUACUGGAUUGCACUUGCAACCUUAUAUCGGCCUGACCAAACCUGACACACGGUACGACAAUAUGUAAACUGCCAAAAAACCUCCAUUCGGAUCGUCGUGGUGCAGACUGGAAUUUCUUGUUUUUGUUUUGGAAGAAUCGUUAUUUCACCAACGGAUUUCAUUCUGCGUAAUGCACACGAACAUCGGCGAAACUGGGUUCAAAUUGGUCCGGCUGGAAACCUAUGUGACGCCAUGCCAAGCAACAUGUCGCGUGGACUGUGUGUUACCAUCGAAAUCAAUAAUUCGGUCCACAUGGGUCAACCAUUUCCAUCCAGGUCGGAUACGAGCAUUGCGGUAGCGGCAUCGACUGUUUGAACACCCACUCGUAAAGACAACUCAACGCAGAGGCGUAUUGAUGGAACCUGCCCGGGCUUUAGGUGGAACUGGGUCGCUUGGCUGGACCAUUCCUCACAAUAACCUUUCGACUCCACCACUGGCCUUCCCACUAUCAAUUAUGGUUACCCCGCCGUUUGCGACAAAGCUUCCAGUAGACGUGGGGAAAUGGUCUUCGCCUCUGGCUACCUGCUCGCUUGGUCUGGAUCGUCAGGCCAUCAUCCUUCAUCACAGCCACUGACAAGUCGUCAGCCCCCAAAUUCCCGCAGAACCUUCCUCUUGCCGUCGACACAGUCGUCACUGACAAUUCUUAACCUUCAUCCCCAUUAUCACUUCCCCGCGCAUCCUAUAAUUACCUCUCAAAACUAUCGUUAUUGUUCUCAGUCUCUAUUUUGUGGCAUUUUCACGACAAUGGCGACGCUAACCGAGACCCCGCCCGAUAGGUUCAAGAAGCAUGUCGCAUUUGACAAUGUUACAACCGGCGAACCGACCAAGAAUAAUGCCAUCUCAUUUACGCUCAAUGUUCGACAUAAGGGUUACCAGGCUAGGCGCAGAUCGCGGUGUUUCAUGGUUGGGGUUGACGAGCAUACCUACUCCGAUUAUGCGUUGCAGUGGCUGCUUGACGAACUGGUCGAUGAUGGCGACGAAGUUGUUUGCGUGCGAGUAGUCGAAAAAGAACUGCGACUUACGGACAAGCAGUACAGGGACGAUGCAGACUCGGUUAUGAAGGGGAUCGUUGCUCGGAAUGGUAAUAACAGAGCCAUCAACAUUGUCCUUGAAUAUGCCGUGGGCAAGUUACACACGACUUUUCAAGUCCUAAUCCAAAUGUACCAGCCUGCAAUGCUCAUUGUCGGAACUAGAGGACGCACCCUCGGUGGUCUUCAAGGCCUGGUCAACACCCGCAACUCGUUUUCCAAAUACUGUCUCCAAUAUUCACCUGUCCCUGUGGUUGUGGUUCGGCCUACCGAGAAGCGCAUCAAAAAGAAGGCCAAACGUGCCAAUGAUUCUGCCCGACAGACCUACGUGAGCAUGUUGGCCGCAAACGCCGGAAAGCAUGAGGCCGAUAGUGAGGCAAGUAGCAUUUAUGAGCUUGAGGUCCACAACUCGCCCGAUGAAGAAGCGCACCAAGUCGCACGCGCUUUAGGACUACCCGCAUCUUUCGAUCCUACGAUUAAGCCCCUCAACCAUAGCCAGAUACCGAAUCGCAGAUCCCCCGACCCUACCGCUACUGCGGGCCCUGUUAAUGAGACCUCGGAGAACCAGAGAGUUGUUAAAGAUGAUGUCAGUGUCGCGGCUGAGAGCGAUGACGAUGACGAUGAUGACGACGACUCUGGAGAGUUCGAGGUCAUGAGCGGGCAACAAGCCUUGGACAGGCAGAAGAUGGAUCAGCUUCAUAAGAUGGAGGUCGGUGAAGCAGCAGCAUUCAAGAUGAAGGUGGAUGAGGAACUUGAUGAAGAAGAUGAUACCCCCUCAGCCCCGAAAGCCACAUCAUAGAAGAUGAAGGGCAAGCAGAAACUAGGAACAGACAAUAACAAGCAUAAGAAUAGCACAGGAGAUGAAAUUGCCGAAAGCAACGACAAAUCCUCCCAGGAGAAUAACCAGCUUCCUCAAGUUACUCAGCUAGAUUCAGCAGCAAAAGGAGGUCUCUCAUCUCUAGAAGAAGAAGGCGACACGACCGAACUGCAACAUCUAGAUGAUUUACAAAAGCGUAUGCUCAACGUUGAUAUAGGGUUUCACUUAUCGCGUGGAGCUUGGUAGGAAAUAGCGCCCCAAGAGCAUGGGGCUUCGAUGCAUUCUCGGGCCGAAAACAAACAGCCCAAAGUUCCCAGCAAUUCAAAAAGCGAGGACAAAGAAGGACCUUCUAGUCCACCCUUCGAAGCACUGGAUGCUGCUUCGAAGGCUACACAGAUUCCUUCAGGCCGCCCGAUUCCUACGUCGCCCACAGGAGACCAAGCACCAAGUACCCAAGACAAAGGCUCAUCUAUCGGGUUGGAGAAUCUCAAAUCUCCACCGAACACACGAUUUCCUUCGGGGGACUUGCCAAGGGGAGAUUCUGAGGAAGAGGUCCAAGAUAAUGACCAAUCUGGUAGUGGCGAUGGUGAUGGCGAUGGUGAUAGUAAUAACAACAACAACAACGAAGAGAAUGAUAAUGAACCACCCAACGUGGCAGAAGCGAGGACCCGUCCCAGCAGGUAGUCAUUGUGGGCAAGUGGCUUCAGAAGUUGCUUCAGAAGUUGCUGCAGCGCAUGCAUUGAGUCGUCCCAGCAUUGGCGUCUAUGUUAGGCUCACGGUCUGAUAAGAUCAUGCAUUGAUGAUUAUACAGUGGCUCUUGUGGAUUUUAAUAGCGCUUCGAAAUGAUAUUACACAGCGAUAGACGGGUUUCAGUUCUUAGCUAUCUGAUACGUAUUAGGGUUGAAAUUCAUAUGAUGUUUGGGAUCGUAACUAAUGGCCGUGCGCCGAGGUCGGUGAUUCAAAUCUAGUUAUUAUGCAUGUG
Molecule: messenger RNA, 4555 nt
Organism: Fusarium odoratissimum NRRL 54006
Lineage: Eukaryota; Fungi; Ascomycota; Sordariomycetes; Hypocreales; Nectriaceae
Exons: 2
Coding region: 2230-3555 (441 amino acids)
Source: RefSeq, a predicted model, not a curated record